Prorocentrum cordatum is the source of this 671-nucleotide messenger RNA. The record is from the annotation of a GenBank genome assembly. Lineage: Eukaryota; Dinophyceae; Prorocentrales; Prorocentraceae.
GUGUUUGGCUGGUCGCUGACCCACUGGCCGGGGCGAGGGCCUUCCGGGAGGGCUUCCGCGCGGGCUGGCGCCUUGCUGGGGCGGCCUCCGGCGCUCCGCGGGGCGGCGACGGCGUGGUGCUGCAGGGGCAGUGCGUGCCCUCCUCGUCCUUCCGUGGAGUAUGGGAGGUCUGCAGCGACGGUGCGUGCGGCGGCGGGCAGGCUACCCCUGCCGCCAGGGCAGAGCCUGGCGGCACUGCAGGCGAGAGAGCGCCGCGGCCGCCGCUGCUUCUGGAGAGCCUGGCGGGCCCAGGCAGCGACGACGGCUUCGUUGACGGCUGUUUGGACGGCCCCGUCGACGGCGACGCGGACGGGGACGCGGCCUGCCCUGGGCCCCCCGCCCGUUCGGAGCCCGACAACCACGUCCUGGAGUAUCUGGACCGCUUCGGCGCGGCGGUGCUGAGCGGCAGCACGGCCUUGGAGCUGGCGAGGGGCACCGCUGGUUCCGAACGGGCAGCCGCUGCGGCGAGUGCCGAGCGGUUCCGCCCUUUCCUCGAUGAGUUCGGCUUGGCCGCGGUGGCUGCUGCGGCCCGCGGGCCGCUCUCGGGGGUGGAAUCGCUCCUGGACCUCGCUGAGGGCCGCGCCGAGGAUUGGCUUCUGCAGCGUGAGCGUGCACUCGGUGACAGGGCAGAG